AUGAAUGGGAGCGCUGGAGAAGUAAGCUAUGCAAAAAGCUCUUCACUUCAGGGAAUCAUCGACGAAGAGAAACUCGAUACUUUUAACAUCCCAACAUAUUAUCCUUCUUCAUCUGAAGUGAAUAUCGAAGUUCUCGGAGAAGGAUCAUUUGCAAUCAAUAAACUGGAGAUUUUUGAAGUGAAUUGGAAUGAUCUUGAUUGCUGGGAAGCUUUGGACAUUGGAUCUGAAAUGUUAAAAUCAUUCAAAGACAAUGGAUACAAUAUGGCACAAUGCAUCAGGGCUGGGAUUGAAUCUUUACUAGUUUGUCACUUUGGUGAUAGUGUCAUUGAAGAGAUUUUUGACGGGUAUAAAAAUAUUUUAAAUGAUUGA
This is a messenger RNA of Vicia faba (fava bean), 369 nucleotides long. Lineage: Eukaryota; Viridiplantae; Streptophyta; Magnoliopsida; Fabales; Fabaceae. The record is from the annotation of a GenBank genome assembly.